Molecule: messenger RNA, 764 nt
Organism: Schistosoma guineensis
Lineage: Eukaryota; Metazoa; Platyhelminthes; Trematoda; Strigeidida; Schistosomatidae
Source: the annotation of a GenBank genome assembly
UUCAAAUAUUAUAAGGUUAUAUUUAUUAACAAAAGUAAUUUGAAACCGAUAUUAGUUUAACCAGUUAUUCAUUGAUGAAUGAACAUUUAAUUUAAGUAUAUAAACAAGAUGAUGAAUUCAUGAAAUUCAUCACAUCCAUCCAUUACUAUUCAAUUGAGUUCAAAGUGUUCAAUGAGAAUGAGAUAUUCUUUAAGACAUAUCUUAGUGUUUCUAUGCUUUAUUUGCUUACUGGCAUUUGUUAGAAAUGAAUAUAUUUGUCAACUUAUGCCAAACAUCACUCUGGUAAGUAUGAUUAUUUUUAAGAGAAUAUCUCUUCAGAAUACCGGUGUCCUUGGUGAACCGAUUGAUAAACGUCAAUAUGGAGGUAAUGGACUGAAGUUUGUUGUGAUAUAUGCAGAAAGUAUUCGAAGGCACCGAUUAUUUAAUGAUUUCAAGGUAAGAGUGUUUACUGUUGUUCACUUCUUCUUUCAUUUAUCAAUUAUUUUGUUGAAUGAACCAUGUGAAGCACUUUUUGUGUCAUCAUUGUGUGGAUAUGUUGCUAAUGCAUUAAAUAAUAUGUCGAUCAAUCUCCUUGUUUAACCAUAGAAAUUCUUGCCAGUAGUAUUCUCAUUAUUGGAUUUGAAUCAAGGAUGAACAACAUUGAUCGUGUUUGAAAUCAACUUUCAUUGUAGACUUGUCAGGAUAUUUCAGUGUGAACACUGAUGUUAAGAUGGUCGGAGAAAUAUCUGGAAACAGUUGGACGAAUGAAUACCAUAAUAAUAGUC